Messenger RNA from Beauveria bassiana ARSEF 2860, 2088 nucleotides. Its product is annotated as ABC1 family protein. The record is from RefSeq and is a predicted model, not a curated record. Gene Ontology annotation, cellular component: extrinsic component of mitochondrial inner membrane. The coding region runs from base 1 to 2088 and encodes 695 amino acids. Gene Ontology annotation, biological process: ubiquinone biosynthetic process. Lineage: Eukaryota; Fungi; Ascomycota; Sordariomycetes; Hypocreales; Cordycipitaceae. Gene Ontology annotation, molecular function: kinase activity. The transcript has a single exon.
AUGAGGUUCGCGGAUCUCGCCAUUGACCUGGCCGCGGUGCUGAGCGUCUCGCGAUCCGUCGCCGCUAAGCACGUUGCGCUCCGUGGGCGGCAGCUGCAGCGCUACCGCGGCGUCGUCGACCUCGAAAACAAGGCGCGGGCCGCGGCCGCGGACGUUUCCGAGCAGAUUAACACCCAAUUGCACUCGAUCAAGACCGACAUCAGCAGUGCCAAGUCUGACGCGCCGAGAACAGAGCCCCCGCCGGCGGCGCCUCCGCGACCGGAGACAGCAACAGAGAGCAGAUAUGCGCAGGCGUCGCGCGAGCUCAACGCCGCGGCAAAGGCAAAUGCAGAGGAGAGCUCAGAUAUCCCUGGAGGCAUCGACGUCAAUAUAUUUCAUACGGCGCGAGGGUCGCAGAUUCUGGACUCGGUGCGCAAGCAGCGGAGCAAGCAGGCGGCGGCUUCGGCUGGUGGACCGGCAAAGGAACAUCCGUUAAGGCACUGGGGGAACGCUCCUCCUAUUAUACAGGAGCCUAUUGUUGUCAAGACUAGAUCUUCGCCAAAUACAGGGACAAUUAGGCCGCAGGAGCCAGGUUCGGAACCCGUCGUCGUCAAAACGCAACAGUCGUCGCAUACAGAGUCGAUUAAGCCAAAGAAUUCAGCGUCGGUGCCAGUGUCGGAGCCCCCAUCAGUUGAGCCAGAAGUGGCAGCAGCACCAACCUCGGAGCAGCCCACCGUCGAAGCCAUUGCAGAGACGAUAACGGGAAGCGACUCUCGGCCUGCCUACCAGCUCCGAGAAUCCAGCGUCCCCUCCUCACGCGUCAGCCGCUUGUGGAAUUAUGGCGGUCUCGCCGCCGGCAUGUUUGGCGGCGCCAUCUCAGAGAGCGUCAGCAGGGCGUUUGGUGGCGGCGGCCAGGGCAGCGUGCUGCUCAGCAGCGGCAACAUGGAGCGGCUCGUGGCCAAGCUGUCGCGGAUGCGCGGCGCGGCGCUCAAGCUCGGGCAGAUGAUGAGCUUCCAGGACUCCAAGAUGCUGCCGGCGCCGAUCCAGGAGGUGCUGCAGCGCGUGCAGGACCGCGCCGACUACAUGCCGGCGUGGCAGCGCGACCGCGUCCUUGCGGCUAACCUCGGCCCGGCGUGGCGCGACCUGUUCUCCGAGUUUGAGGAGACGCCGAUUGCGGCGGCCUCGAUUGGCCAGGUGCACAAGGCGCGGCUGAAGGCCAACGACCGCCGCGUCGCCGUCAAGAUUCAGUUCCCGGGCGUCGCCGACUCCAUCAACUCGGAUCUCGACAACCUCGGCAUCCUACUCACGGCGACCAAGCUCCUCCCGCGGGGCCUGUACCUCAACAAGACCAUUGACAAUGCAAGGCUAGAGCUCGGCUGGGAGUGCGACUACGAGCGCGAGGCCGAGUGUGCCGUGCGCUACAAGGAGCUGCUCGCCGGCGAGCAGGAUGUGUUUGAGGCGCCGACCGUGUACCGCGAGGCGUCGGGCAAGCAGGUGCUGACCAUAGACUUUCUCGACGGCGUGGGCGUCACGCGCGUGCAGUCUUUCACGCAGGCGCAGCGCGAUUGGAUCGGAACGCAGAUUCUGCGGCUGUGCCUGCGCGAAAUUACCGAGUUCCGCUUCAUGCAGACGGACCCCAACUGGACCAACUUUCUCUACAACGCGGCCACCGACAAGCUCGAGCUGCUCGAUUUUGGCGCCUCGCGCGAGUACCCCGAGGAGUUUGUCCGGCAGUACGUGCAGCUGCUGGCGGCCGCGUCGCGGUCGGACCGCGACGCCGUCAAGCAGCUGUCGGAGAGCCUGGGCUACCUGACGGGCCACGAGAGCAAGGCCAUGGUUGACGCGCACACGCAGUCGGUGCUGACGCUCGCGGAGCCGUUCCUCGCGUCCGCGCCCGCCGUGUACGACUUUCACGAUCAGACCAUUACCGAGCGCGUCAAGGCCCUGAUCCCCGUCAUGCUGCAGGAGAGACUGGCGCCGCCGCCCGAGGAGACGUACAGCCUGCACCGCAAGCUGAGCGGCGCGUUCCUGCUCUGCGCCAAGCUCGGUAGCAAGGUCCGCUGCCGGGAAAUGUUUGAAAAGGCUGUGGCAAAGUCGGGCUAUAUCUAG